UCCCCCACCGCCUCAGGAGGCAGGUCAGGCGGGCGGGCCGGCCAGCGAGGCCGCGACUCGAGUCCUUGGGCCCUCAGCCGCGGAGCAGCGUCGCCGCGCCGGCAUCAUGGCGGGCGGGCGCUGCGGCCCUCUGCGGACGGCGCUUCUGGUAGCCUGGGUCGCGGCGUGGGCGGCCGCCGAGGGCCCCGAGCAGGCCCUGGUGCCGGCGGAGCCCAGCCGGGUGCAGCCCAUGACCGCUUCCAACUGGACGCUGGUGAUGGAGGGCGAGUGGAUGCUGAAAUUUUAUGCCCCGUGGUGUCCAUCGUGCCAGCAGACUGAUUCGGAAUGGGAAACCUUUGCAAAGAAUGGUGAAACUCUGCAGAUCAGUGUGGGAAAGGUGGAUGUCAUUCAGGAACCAGGUUUGAGUGGCCGUUUCUUUGUCACCACCCUCCCAGCCUUUUUUCAUGCAAAAGAUGGGAUAUUCCGCCGUUACCGAGGCCCAGGAAUCUUUGAAGAUCUACAGAAUUACAUCUUAGAGAAGAAAUGGCAGUCAGUUGAGCCUCUGACUGGCUGGAAGUCCCCAGCUUCUCUAACGAUGUCUGGAAUGGCUGGCCUUUUCAGCAUCUCUGGCAAAAUCUGGCAUCUUCACAACUAUUUCACGGUGACCCUGGGAAUUCCUGCUUGGUGUUCUUACGUCUUUUUCAUCAUUGCCACUUUGGUUUUUGGCCUUUUCAUGGGUCUGGUCUUGGUGGUGAUAUCAGAAUGCUUCUAUGUGCCACUUCCAAGGAAUUUAUCUGAACAUUCUGAGCAAAAUCAGAGAUCAGAGGAGGCUCAGGGAGCUGAACAGUUGCAGGAUGCGGAAGAAGAAAAGGAUGAUUGGAAUGAAGAAGAAAAUAAGGACAGCCUUUUAGAUGAUGAAGAGGAGAAAGAAGACCUUGGCGAUGAGGAUGAAGUGGAGGAGGAGGAGGAAGGGGACAGUGUGGCUGCUGGCGUGGAUGAGGGGAGGAGUGAUGCCAAUGACCAGGGUUCCCUGCCGGAGGCCACUGUGGCCCAGGAGGAAGCAGGACCUGAGGAGACUAAAGGAGACAGCCCUGGGCUGCCCUCCUCAGCCGGCACGGAGGUGGCGGAGGACUCCCUGAGGCAGCGCAAGAGUCAGCAUGCUGCUAAAGCGCUGUAGAUUUCACAACUUCCCUCUGGUCUGCAGUUUAUACCAAAUCCUUAACUUUUCCCUGAAUGUGCAAGCUUUUCUUAAAAGAUGGCCAGUGUCAUGUGGUCUCAUGGCAGUAAGCCUUGUGUAUCCCAUCUGAGGAGAAUCUUUCAAGUUUGACAAUCAGGAGACAGCAAACCAGUGGUGUUAGGAUCUGUUUGAGGACUUGGGAAAGGUGCAAGUUUAUUUACCUGGCUGGAGUCUUAUCCAGAAGAGCCAACCCCCUCCCUCAUUAGCACCUUUUAGAGACAAAGAGGCCCCCAAAUGAAAGCAAAGCAGCUUCACUCUGAGCAUGCUGGAAGUGCAGCAGAGAUCUUGCUUCCUUUCCAUGUUGUAUUUGUUUUUGUCAAACUGCACAAAACAUCAGGCACCACUGUGCCAGACAUUUUAACUGAGAGCACUCUGGCUAUAAUUUUGGGAAAGAGCUCGGAAGUCCCCCAAGCUCUUGCAAUCUCCUUUGUUACAUUUGAUUUCUUCCCUGUAUUUCUCCAAGCAUUUUACUGUGGCUGACGGAGCCCCAAGCUUCACAGUUACCCCUUCGUGAGAGGACUCAAAGACCGCAGCAGGGCCGGCAGCCACCACGUGUCGUCUGGCUGUAAGGUUUAGAUGAGCCGUAACCAAAGUUCGGGAAGCUGAUUGCCAGGCAUUCGAAUGAACUGGUGUAACCUUUGGAGAUUCAGAAGGAAAUGGGGAUUUUACACAGCAGAUUAAAAUGUUUGGGGGCCAAUAUGCAGUAGUAGUUUUGUUUUUUUUCUUUCAAAACUUUCUUUAGCAAUUUUUUUUUUUUUUUAAAGUCAGAAGUGCCCUAAGUCUUGCCAGUAAAAGGUAGUCUUGUCAAGAAAACUUGAGUGCUCUGUUGUUUUGUUUCCAUCUCAAGGAGUUCCCUGGGUCUUGAAUCAGUUUAAUAAUAACUGAAAAACCAUUUCUUGUUUUCCUUCAGUGAUGUGCUUUUGGUGAAAAAAUUAAUCCAAGUCACUACUGAGGAGAGAAAACUUGAUUUUGUUUUCCAUCUUCCUUAAUCUUCUAGAGAAUUGUGUCUUUGUAAACCUCUCACUACUGAAUCUACCGUAAGUGCCCAGGGAGCCCAAUUUCUUUUACAAAUCCAUCUAUAUACUUCUCAUACUUGAUUUAUGUCUUAGAGUAAAUUCAUAAAAUUAGAUUCCAAGCAUAUGAAAAAUGCCUGAAGUCAAUCCUAUGCCCUUGGGUCCAGACAGUAAAAUGAGUACAGGUUUAUAAAAUUUGAAGAGUUUCUGUCAUCAUUAAAAAGGAACAUGCAGUGCAUUUCUAUCUGGACAUCCUGUGACUAGAGGGUUCAUCGUGAGGAGAUUCUGAAGGGCACUGCCCUUCAAGGCUGCUACACAGCUUGCACAGUGAAGCUUCUUAUGCUGACAAAGUUGAGAGCCUAUGGUUACUUUUCAUGUUUCCAACUCAGUUUGCAGCUUCCUCUUCCAGCGCAGGGAAAGAGGAGCUUGGAAGCUGCCAGAAAUGUGCCCACAGAUGGCAUUGUGACCUCAUGUUAAGGCCACCACUGAAACUUGGGGACCAGCAGAGCCUGACAUGUGCCCAUACCCUGCCCCUGCUCCUGCUCAUGAAUCCUUGUUCUUGCCCAGAGUGCUGUUCCUGCAGGCUUUUCGGGAUCAAAGCUGAGCUGUCCUUGCCUCCAGUCCCUGCAUUUCUUUCACAAUCAACAGAAAUGAGUUCAAGUUCCGGGUUAGAGAAUAUAGAAAGAUUUUAUAGUUUUUUUUUUUAUUACAUGGCCCACCCCCAAUUUUUAGGGGUUUUUUGGGGGCUGGGGCAUGCAGAAACAAUCUACCCUGUUGCUUGGACAGAUAAGGCUAGUUUCCAGUUUCCUACACAGUACCUUAUUCUGUAACAACAGCAGUAACAAAUGAAUGUGCAAUACUUUCUGAAGUUGGAAAGUGGGGAGAAUAUCUUGCAGUAAAAUUUUCAGUAAAAAUUUAAGUAUCUGUCCAUGAGAAGCAAUUUUUCCUUGCAAAAAGAUUUUCUAGCAAGUGACCAAAGUACAUAUCUAAUUUAAUUCCUUUCUAACUGAAGCCUUUACAUUUGUUUUCAAUUUUUUUGUUUGUUGUCAAUUCUUAAUGAAUAUAAAACUGAAUGAAAAAAGUCAACCUAAAAUAAUUUAAAUUUAAAAUUAGCUCACCAUUUCAUUAGGACAUUGAGAUUUUUCCUGUUGAUAAUAAGUUUAGUGUCAAGUACAUGGAAACAUGAUUUUGCUUCAAAUUUUUUUUAAGAAAUUGCUUCCUUGCAUCCUCAGUCAUUUAAUUAUAGAAUAUGAUUCUGUGUAAAAAUGGAUGAAUGAAAUAAAAAUAGUGAUUGUGGAGCGAGUGCACAACACUUUAUGUGUGGGUAGUUGGAGCGGGGUGACUUGUCAGUGACAGAAAGUGAUAUCAGAGAUUACCUCUCCAUUGAUGUCUUGUGUCAUUGCUCUCUCGAUAGAUCUGCAGCCAAGCUGGUUUGCUUGGAGAUCUCAUCCUGCAGCACAACACAGCCAGCUCCUCUUUCUUUCCCUUUGAGGUAACCCUCAAAUGGCUAAGGACAGGGCCUAUUCAGGUCACAGGUUGUGCGCUGUGUGGCCGCACUGACAGCCUCAUUUCUGGCCACGAUUGCUGUCUAUUAGCCAGAAAUAACCACUGGAGUGAAAGGGAAACAAGGGUGGACAGAUUGACUUUUGAUACUUGAGAAAACCGCAGGCAGAUUUUUAAUGGCCCAGACUCCUUGUUGUUAGCUUGGAUGUCACUAUAUGAUUAGAGUGUAUGUUAUUCAGAACUGAUCAUGUAAUACCUUUGGAGUAGAUGAUUAAAAACUGCUACUUAAAGGAAGACUUAUGUAAUACUUUUUAUUAGUUAAGUACUUCAGGUAUGAAGUUGAUACUGUGUAUAUUGCUUUAUAGGAUGGGAAACAUUCAAGAGAUGGAAGGGUUGAAAAGGGUAAACUUGAGAUUUCAGUGUGUGCUCUGUGGAGUGAAAGAAAGACUUGUGCUUUUGCUGGUAUCAGUGGAUAGUCUCUGACCUUCAUCUCUGUGUUACAGUGUUUCUCCUGCCAGUAUUAUAGGUGUGUGGUAGAUAUAUCCUGUCAGAAACACCAAUGUUUUAAAGAGUAUUCAUGUAAAUUUAUUCAUGUAAGUCUUCUGUGCCAACAAAACGUUCCUUCAUGUGUAGUGUCUUUACCUCAGUCUUACAGUUUGACCCUCUUGAGAAGCUUAUAGCUUAUCUUGCAAAAGCCAAAUAAUUGAGUCAUUAAGUCUGAGGAAACCUGACGGUGCAGUUUUUUGAAUAGCUGUUCCAAAGUAGGAGGUUCUGUUGAAAGCCUUUGGUAGCUUCAGCAGGGGAUGUGGCCUUCAGACAACUUGUUCUUACCCAAGUUUUACGUAGACUGUGACACCGUGUAUGUGUGACUUGUAUAGCUUUAACAUGUUUUUGUGUAAUCAUUUGGUACCAGACUGCUUCUUCGUGGAAAUGCAAUUUUAUACUAAAUGCACUGCUUAUUUGUACUGUACUAUUUGUUAUUUAUAUUCCUUGUAAUGGUCUAGAUUACUUAGCCUGGCACAUCUAAUUGUUUUUCUCUCUAUCCUUGCACUCUGCUUCCUCAAAUAGCAUCUGCAGCAACUGAAAUGAGCAAUCAAGAUAUUGUCUGAAGCAGGACAUUACCUGAAUUACAGAUCAUCUGAUCACAGAAUUGUACAUAAUUCUUGAUCUCAUAUGGUUUCAUUUUAUUGUAAAUUUCCACUUUCAUCAAAACAUGACAGUAACGACUAAGUAAAAUCAAAAUGAUGUAUUGCUUUUCAUAUAAGUAUUUUCACAAACACCAUUUGCCUAGGCAGUUAAAAUAUAACUUUGUUAAAAAAUA
Molecule: messenger RNA, 5053 nt
Organism: Octodon degus (degu)
Lineage: Eukaryota; Metazoa; Chordata; Mammalia; Rodentia; Octodontidae
Gene: Tmx4
Product: thioredoxin related transmembrane protein 4
Exons: 8
Coding region: 107-1156 (349 amino acids)
Source: RefSeq, a predicted model, not a curated record